UUGUUGACAUACUUCCGGCUUCCCCUUUACCCCCCCGACACGUGUGUCAUCACACAGUUUCCAGCCGAGGGGAGGAAAACAACGAUUAAACUCUACAUUUGGUGCCUCUGUUUUGUUUUUAUAUCACCGAAGGAGUUACCCUCUAACCAGCCAAGAUGGUGAAGCCUCAGUUUAAGGGGAAAAUGUCAAUUAAUCCCUCAAGCUCCAGCAGCAACCCGGAUCGGGCCAAAGGGGCUGGGGACACCAACCUGAGGGACCGAGCCACCAUCAAGCGUCUGAAUAUGUACAGACAAAAACAGAGAUGUAAUAACAGAGGAAAAGUCAUCAGACCUUUGCAGUUCCAGUCCACUGUGACUCCGGGAACGAUGGCCCGAGUGGAACCCAACAUCAAGUGGUUUACAAACACACGUGUCAUCAAGCAGACAUCCCUGCAGAAGUUCCAAGAGGAGAUGAGCGCCGUGCAGAAAGAUCCGUAUCGCGUGGUAAUGCGACAAAGCAGACUGCCCAUGUCUCUACUGCACGACCGAGUCAAAGCCCACAACUCAAAGGUGCACAUUUUAGACACAGAAGGUUUUGAGACUACAUUUGGGCCCAAAGCUCAGAGAAAGAGGCCCAGUCUGGUGGUCAGUGAUAUGAAGGACCUGUUGGCGCAGGCUGCAGCUUCCACUAUGAGCUACAGUGCAGAGAAGGACCAGGACCUGGUGACAGAGGACACAGGGGUCCGAGUCGCAGUCCGCGAGGAAAUUUUCAAAAAGGGUCAGUCCAAGAGGAUAUGGGGAGAACUUUACAAGGUGAUUGACUCGUCAGACGUGGUCAUCCAAGUGCUGGACGCCCGCGAUCCUAUGGGUACGCGCUCCCAGAACAUCGAGUCAUACAUCAAGAAGGAGAAAUCUUGGAAGCAUCUGAUCUUUGUUCUCAACAAGUGUGACCUCAUCCCCACCUGGGUCACUAAACGCUGGGUGGCGCUGUUGUCCCAGGAGUAUCCCACGCUGGCUUUUCACGCCAGCCUUACCAACUCUUUUGGUAAAGGCUCCCUCAUUCAGCUCCUCAGACAGUUUGGAAAGCUCCACACAGAUAAGAAACAAAUAAGCGUGGGCUUCAUUGGUUAUCCAAAUGUGGGAAAGAGCUCAGUCAUCAACACGCUGCGCUCAAAGAAGGUCUGCAAAGUGGCGCCUAUUGCUGGAGAAACAAAGGUGUGGCAAUACAUCACUUUAAUGCGGCGUAUCUUCCUCAUUGAUUGUCCAGGUGUAGUCUACCCCUCAGAAGACAACGAAACUGAGAUUGUCCUCAAAGGAGUGGUUCAAGUAGAGAAGAUCAAGAACCCAGAGGAGCACAUUGGGGCGGUGCUGGAGCGAGCCAAACCAGAAUACAUCCAGAAGACCUACCGCGUCCCAACGUGGACCUCCACGGAGGAUUUCCUGGAGAAGUUGGCAUUUCGCUAUGGCAAACUUUUAAAGGGAGGCGAACCCGAUCUCCCCACUGUGUCCAAAAUGGUGUUGAAUGAUUGGCAGCGGGGGCGUAUACCUUUUUUUGUGAAGCCCCCAGGACCCCAGGGAGACCAGGGACACCACGAGGAGCCGCUGCCAGUAGAAGGCCCCUCAGAAGCAGUAGAUGUUGGACAGACAGACGACGCGGCCACCGUCCCUGCUGUGGAAGAUGAAGACAAGAAAAAAGAAAAGGAGCAGCUAGACAAGAUUGUCUCAAACGUGCGACAGAACUUCGGCAAGAUCAACGUGGCGCCAGAAUUCAACGAGGAAGACCUGGUCCCCGUGGAAAUGCCCGACCUGGACAUCUCUGACUUUUCUGGUUCUGAGGCUGAAGUGGAAGAGGACAGCGAGGAAGAGGAUGGUGUAGAGAAAAAGAAGGGAGAGGAGGAAGACAUCAGUGAGCCAGUUGGCGACAAGGUUCCGGUCAUUGAGUCCAGCAAGACUUCCAAGCAGGUGAUCCGCGAGCUGGACGAUAAGAUCGCCAAGUAUAAGCAGUUUCUGGACCGGGCCAAAUCCAAGCGCUUCUCUGCGAUACGGAUACCGAAAGCACUUUCUGACAAAGUGCUGAGUGACAUCAAGAAGAAACGACCAGAAGCUUCCAAGAAGCAAGCACAGAAGAAAGCUGCCCCGCAGAGAAACAGGAAGAGGAAAGCUGAGGACGAAGAACCCUCCCAGCAAGCCAACCUGUCCUCCAAAGAGAAAAGAGCGAAGGAGCGCGCCAACAAGUCGAAGAAAGUGGGCGCACGCUAUUACGAAACACACAACGUGAAAAACAGGAAUAAGAGCAAGAAACUAGAGGUCCAAGCGGCACCUUCACAGGGCAGUAAGGCAAAAAGAGCCAAACGCUAAGCAAGGUAGCAAAUAUUCCUAAAAAGACUUUCAAUCAUACUUUAUUUUUGGAAUAAAUGUUCCAUAGUCAUCUGGAUUCACUCUCAGGAACAAUCUUAACUUCAUCAUUGGCGCUACUUCUUUGGCAUAACGAUUCCUUCCAGCUGUGCCUAAAUGGGAAUACAAAUCCAAACGUUAAAAAGGAAAUUGUUAAUAGUUUUUUCCUCCAUCCUCACCUUCAGCUGCUGGUUGGUUCUCUUCAGAAACUGAGUUUGCUCCAUGUGCUUCUUUUCCUGUGCGUCACGCUUCUCCUCUUCCCUCUUCUGUGUCGCCACGCACUCAGCUUUUUGUUCCUUGAGUUGAUUGAUCAGCUCUUGUUUCUCUCGCUCCAAGUCAUCAAUCUAAAAGGCGGAGGAAUGUCUGCUUUAUAAAUGAAGGCCGCCCUCUGCUGGAUUUAUGAGAGAAACGCAGGCAAUAAACCUGGCAAGUCUUACUCUUUGCUGCAUGUCCACCUUGCCCUGCUCGGCCUGCAGAGCUUUCCUCAUGCCAAACACCACGCUGCUCUCGUAGAGGGUCUGGUAGGCCGAGAUGGUCAUUUGGAUCUCGUCUCGGACCCGCAGCAGCAGGAGGCCCCUCUCGGCGCAGUUGAUGGUCACCUGUCGAAUCAGCUCCUCUAAUAUGAGGGAGGGAAAUAAGAUUGGGUUAUGGCUCUAAUUUGGUUCAGAUUUACAUUUUACUACCGUAUUUUUCGGAGUAUAAGUUGCUCCGGAGUAUAAGUCGCACCGGCCGAAAAUGCAUAAUAAAGAAGGAAAAAAACAUAUAUAAGUCGCAUUUUUGGGGGAAAUGUAUUUGAUAAAAGCCAACAGCAAGAAUAGACAUUUGAAAGGCAAUUUAAAAUGUCUAAAGAAUAGUGAACAACAGGCUGAAUAAGUGUACGUUAUAUGAGGCAUAAAUAACCAACUGGUAUGUUAACGUAACAUAUUAUGGUAAGAGUCAUUCAAAUAACUAUAACAUAUAGAACAUGCUAUACGUUUACCAAACAAUCUGUUUGAUUGAUUGAUUGA
Messenger RNA from Entelurus aequoreus (snake pipefish), 3379 nucleotides. RefSeq names its product G protein nucleolar 2 (gene gnl2). Gene Ontology annotation, cellular component: nucleolus. Bases 156 to 2336 code for a protein of 726 amino acids. Gene Ontology annotation, molecular function: GTP binding. The record is from RefSeq and is a predicted model, not a curated record. NCBI's taxonomy places the organism in Eukaryota, Metazoa, Chordata, Actinopteri, Syngnathiformes, Syngnathidae. The transcript has 16 exons.